Molecule: messenger RNA, 780 nt
Organism: Cylicocyclus nassatus
Lineage: Eukaryota; Metazoa; Nematoda; Chromadorea; Rhabditida; Strongylidae
Source: the annotation of a GenBank genome assembly
AUGUCUGAUGGGCAGCAAAUGCAACAGCCGAACCAGCCAGGCGGACCAUCGCAUCUGAUUGCGGCUCUAAGUUCGCGGGGUGGAGGAGGACCACAACAACAACAGCCAGUGCAACCCGGCGGUGGGCCCAUUCGAGUUCAGCUCCAACAGCAAGGCCGUGCUCCAAUAGUUCCGUACCCGCAAGGGGCAGGAGGACAGCCGGCACCCCCGCAGAUGCGAACGGUGCAACAGGUCUAUCAGCCGUCGUCGAACGGUGUGCCGCAGCAGCGCAUUGUCCAUCAAAUUGCUCAACGUCCAGUGAUGGGACAACCGGCUCAGAUGAUGCGACAAAUUCAUGUCUCUUCAUCCCCUAUCAUGGGCCCACGGCCACCACCUCCACAACCGCAACCGACUCGUGCCCAGCUUGCGCCACUCCCUGGCGGCCAACCUCCACCGCCUGGAACGAAUGUGCAGCCGAUGCUUGCUCCACCCAGUUCUAAUGGCUCGAUCAUGGAUAGGACGCGCAUUGAUGAACUGGCCAGACAGACUAGUGCUAAUACAGUUCUAGACGAUGUUGUAAAGGAUAUGCUCUGUGACUACACCGACGAAUUUGUGAACGAGCUCGCUCGAGACGUGGAAUUCGUACUCGAUAUGGUGUACAAGAUGCCAUCAGCUCCGCGUGCUUCUGUCCAUGUAUUCGGCGCUCCGGCGCCGAUACGCCCAGACCGUAUCACUCCUCAACCCACCGAGGCGCAUAAACAACGCAUGUUACUGAUUAAGAAAGUAGUAAAAAAGCCUUGA